AAGGAUUCUUGAUACCUGCGGAAACUUUUUAUUCAGCCUCGGGACCGCUAGGCCGGGCGGUUUACAACCCCAAAAUUCGGGCCUCGAAGUACGCAGUAACGACUUGUGCAGGUAUCGAAAAUCCUUUUAUUGCUGGUCUUAGUUGCCUACCUUCUUCUCCGGAAUCAUUAUUUCUUCAUUAGAUGAAGAAAAUUAUUUCGGUGUCAAUUGAACUAGUCUUCAAGGUUUUCGUACAAAUUGUAUAUCCCCAUAAAACUACAUAAAAACAAAAACACAGCUAACAAAUAUUUCGAAACUCCUUCUCGUACAGUAUGAUAUUGAUUGUUGACCGUCUCAAUUAACAAGUACAUACUGGGAUGGCUGAAUUAACAAAAUUUUGUAGAUUCAUAAAGUAGAAACCAUUAGCUAAAAUACAACUUACGGGUUUUCAAAAAUUUUAAUAAUAGUAGAAAUGAUCGUCGUUUCAGGACGUUCGCAAAUGCGCGGGACUGUGUGGUCGAGAAUCCUAUGGGACGAAAAGUAUAAGUCGAAUAUUGCAUCAAGUGUUUCAGAUGGAGCACCAGGCGUAUACAUAGAUGUGCGAAAAGAGUGAGACUGCGAGCAUGGUAAAAUGAGACAUCCUAGGUUUUUCGUCUGUGUGGACACCCACCAUAGAACCCGCUGGUUUCAUUUUGUCUCUUUCGAUCAUUUCCCGUUCUUUUUUUAAAGCAACUGCGCGGAUCUGUAUGCGCAUUAAAAUGGUGGGGAUAAGAAUGCUUGCUAUAUAUUGUGAAGCAGAAUGCACUUCUUGUUCUUAUACUGUGAAGCACACCUAUAGUAUACACCGUGUCCGUGACUAAAGAUAUUGAAUGGGUGCAGUGGCUGCUAUUCUUUUGUUUACGUUUAGAAGUGCAUAACGUGAAGCGUUACUGAGUAGUGCAACUGAGGACAACAUAGUUUAUAUUAAGAAGUUUAUAAAUAUUGUUAGUUCAAUUAUUGAAAUAACAUUGAAAAUUAUUUUCUUUGUGAGAGUUAAUGUACUAUGAACCGCUUAGAUGAUCCUCCGGGUCUCAUGAAAGGCAGAAAAACAUCUUUUAUUGGAAUGAACGGCGCUCCAGAAACAGACGAACAGCAGCGCUUACGAUUUCAGGUUGAACUUGAAUUUGUUCAAUGCCUUGCCAAUCCAAACUACUUAAACUUUCUAGCACAACGUGGAUACUUUAAGGAUUCAGCAUUUAUUAAUUACCUUAAAUAUCUGUUAUAUUGGAAAGAACCAGAGUACGCAAAGUAUUUGAAAUAUCCUAUGUGCUUGUACUUCUUAGACUUAUUACAAUACGAACACUUUAGGAGAGAAGUAGUAAAUUCUCAAUGUACCAAAUUUAUAGAUGACCAACAGAUAUUAUUGUGGCAACAUUAUACUAGACGUAGGACAAGAUUGUUGCAAGCAGCAGCAGAACAAACGCAACAUGUAAAUCCUCAAAACAAUGAAUCUGAUUUUCGAGGAGUGAUGCUGAAACCUGAGUAGCUGAUCAUAAAUAGUUAUCACUGUUUAUACUUCAAACUUCAAGACAAUGGAAACAAAGGAUCAUCAUUGAGUACUUAGGGAUAGAAGAUAAAAAUUUUAAUGUCCACAGUGAGUUUAUAUUUAUUGUUUUAUAAAAUCUAA
Molecule: messenger RNA, 1645 nt
Organism: Megalopta genalis
Lineage: Eukaryota; Metazoa; Arthropoda; Insecta; Hymenoptera; Halictidae
Gene: MED31
Product: mediator complex subunit 31
Biological process (GO): regulation of DNA-templated transcription
Cellular component (GO): mediator complex
Molecular function (GO): transcription coregulator activity
Source: RefSeq, a predicted model, not a curated record